AUGUCUUCUCCCUCAAGCCCUGCCUGCUCCAGCAGUGGUGCAGAAACUAUGAAAGAGCUUCUAGAUCGCGGUGAAGUCAAGGCUUCUUGGCGCGAUAAGCAGUUUGUUCAUUUCCUGGAUCUCAAGGAAGAGUACGGCCGAGAGUUCCUUAAUCUGGUGAAAGAACACGUUGAGCCUAACAGAUUCGAAUGGACCGAUAUCCUCACCUCUGAGAACGAACGACGCGCCUGCGCCAAGGAUUUUGUUGCGCAGUACGGUCUGAAGUACUGGGGCACUCCGGCGAAUAGAAAGAAAUAUCUCCAGGAAGAGUCCCUUGCGGAUGAGAAGACGCUUUGCACUUAUCCCGCUCAGAGUGAAGAGAUCGUUCGAACGAUUGAGAUUCUGUUGUUAAGGAAGGCGAAGGGCUACUCCAGACUAAGCCAGGAGAAGGCAAAGUCAACACAACUGACUAAAUCACCCUUUGAAGCCGGGAACACGAGCAAGAGAAAAUCUACUCUCAAGGAGACAGACGAAGACACCGACAAGCCCGUGUACAAGACGCGGACCCGCAGUACCCCGAGCGCCAUUCGGCCGUUCAAGACUAUUGUCUGUGAAUCUGAACCCGAGGCUGAAUUCCAGAGCAGUGCGGCAAAGAAGACUAAGAAACAGCGCACUUCUCUAGCUAGAUGCUACACGGGAACCCCAGAGGUCCAGUUGCCACCCUCGAGAGGGAAGGACGGUAUGUCUGCUCCGCAUCAGGGCACGUUUGUACACCGUGCUGCUUCUCAAUAUGCGAAAAAUACCAAGUUUCCUGCUACGGAGGGCAGUCAGAGUGUGAUAGCUGCUGCUCAGUAUGCACAGGAUACCAAACUCCUUGCUACGGAGAACAACCACAUCGGAACGACUGCUUCUCAGUAUUUCAAGGAUACUAAGUUUCUUGUCACGGCGAGCAACCAGGUUGGAAUGGCCCCAGUGUGGCUGCCAUUCACGGAUUUCGAUCAGGCAACGGAGUUCCUGGAGCACAUGGCGAAACAAUGCAACGUGAUGGAGUGGAGCCCCUCAGAGCAAUUGAAGUGGGAAUCGAUGCCGCCUCAGGUCAUCGCAGCGUCGGUCAGGUUUGACUGGUCAGACUUUGAGAUCCGCGUGCGUCGAGAGCGUAAUGAGGAUCUGCUCCUUAUGUUGCAAGAGUUGUCCAAUGCCUGGCAAGCCGAGGAUGAAGGAAAGGAGGGCGCCUCGGGAUCGGUCUACAAGAUCAAAGUGAUGCUUCACAUUGGCAUUUGCUGA
Aspergillus niger is the source of this 1263-nucleotide messenger RNA. RefSeq lists its product as hypothetical. Lineage: Eukaryota; Fungi; Ascomycota; Eurotiomycetes; Eurotiales; Aspergillaceae. The transcript is spliced from 3 exons. The coding region runs from base 1 to 1263 and encodes 420 amino acids. The record is from RefSeq and is a predicted model, not a curated record.